CAGCCGCAGAAGCAAUAAAGAUAACACAUUUUCCGCAUAUUCGCAUCGGAUUAAUGAUGUAAAAUCGAAAACGACGCGAGAUAAAAUACAAAGAAACACGCUUCUGUUGAAAUCAAUUAUAAUUAUAAUAUCUUAAUCAUAACAAUCACAUCUCCGAUCAUCAACAAUGCUGGCAAAUGUUUUUCACAAGCUUUUUCUUUGGCUUCCGUUCGCGUAUCACCAUACAACAAAUGGUGCGGAUUGGAAUUACCUGACGAAUGGAAAGACAUGGACUGACCUUUGUGCCACAGGAAAACAACAAUCGCCAAUUGCGUUUGAUAUACAAAAAACGCUCGAACUGAAAUCACCUCGGAUAUAUUUCGGAAACUAUAAUGUUCAGUUGAAGGGGCCAAUAUUUAUUAAAAAUAAUGGUCAUUCAAUUGUCAUGGACAUACCGGCCACGAUUAAUGGACAGCAACCCUUUAUAACCGGUGGUCGUUUGAAAGGUCGUUACUUGGCCAAGGGUCUACACUUCCAUUGGGGAUCCCCCAAUUCCAACGGAUCCGAACAUACGAUUAACAAUCGUCGAUACGACGCAGAAAUGCAUAUUGUCCAUCGAAAUUGUAAAUACAUCGAUAUCAUUGAUGCUGCCGAGAAAGAAGACGGAUUGGCUGUUAUUGGUGUUUUGUUAGAAAUAGUAAAGGAACCCAUUGCCAUACCUUCGGGCUUAACCAAAGUUAUUAAUGCAGUCAUAAAGAUCCAUAUGGAUGAAUCCAACACGACUAUUCCGGCCGGAUUUAGUUUGGAUGAGAUGAUUGGGAAUGUUGACCACAAUGACUUUCUGUCCUACGACGGAUCACUGACCACACCCUUUUGCCAUGAGGCUGUCAGCUGGACUGUUUUCACCCAAAUACUGCCCGUGUCUUUUUCAAUGGUAUCAAAGCUCUGGAAGUUAAGAGACCAUUGGAACAACCCGAUGAUCAACAAUUUUCGGGCUAUUCAAGACUUAAAUAAUAGACCUGUGUAUCAUCGAUGUGGACGCGCUUGAAUAAGUCUCUAUUAA
This is a messenger RNA of Drosophila subpulchrella, 1042 nucleotides long. RefSeq names its product putative carbonic anhydrase 3. The transcript has 5 exons. The record is from RefSeq and is a predicted model, not a curated record. Gene Ontology annotation, cellular component: cytoplasm. Bases 167 to 1027 code for a protein of 286 amino acids. Gene Ontology annotation, molecular function: zinc ion binding; carbonate dehydratase activity. Lineage: Eukaryota; Metazoa; Arthropoda; Insecta; Diptera; Drosophilidae.